Aureobasidium melanogenum CBS 110374 is the source of this 2172-nucleotide messenger RNA. RefSeq names its product SPOC domain-like protein. The record is from RefSeq and is a predicted model, not a curated record. Gene Ontology annotation, cellular component: nucleus; Ku70:Ku80 complex. Gene Ontology annotation, molecular function: damaged DNA binding; double-stranded DNA binding; telomeric repeat DNA binding. Bases 1 to 2172 code for a protein of 723 amino acids. The transcript is spliced from 10 exons. Gene Ontology annotation, biological process: cellular response to gamma radiation; telomere maintenance; DNA recombination. Lineage: Eukaryota; Fungi; Ascomycota; Dothideomycetes; Dothideales; Saccotheciaceae.
AUGGCGCAGAAAGAGGCAACCGUCUACAUCGUGGACCUCGGCGAGUCUAUGGGCGAAAAGCGCAAUGGACGAGAAAUCAGCGAUCUAGACUGGGCUUUAACAUACGUUUGGGACAAGAUCACCACAACAAUAUCCAAUGAACGCAAAACAGCAAUGUUGGCAGUUGUCGGUCUGCGAACUGAUGGAACUCUGAACGCAUUGGACAACCCCGAUGAAGAUGCAUAUCAACACAUCACCGUCUUCAAGGAGCUUGGACAAGCAUUGAUGCCAGAUGUGCGCCGACUAAAACAGCAACUUGUGCCCAGCAAUACUGAUGUGGGCGAUGCUAUCUCUGCGCUUGUCGUAGCCAUUCACAUGAUCGAGACUGUCACCAAGAAGCUGGCAUACACGCGAAAGAUCAUCCUGGUCACCAACGGCAACGGUAGUGUAGAUGCCGAUGGUCUCGAUGCAAUCACUCAAAAGUGCAAGGAGGACGGGAUUGAGUUGGUCAUUCUUGGAGUCGACUUCGAUGAUGCAGAAUACGGCAUCAAGGAAGAGAACAAGGACGCCACAAAAGCCCAAAACGAGAAGGUCUUCAAGACUCUGGUCGAGGAUUGUAAUGGCUUGUACGGCACACUUGGGUUCGCCAUUGACGAGAUGGUAAUCCCACGAAUGAAGACAGUACGACCUGUGCACUCAUUCAGGGGUUACCUUACCCUGGGCGACCCCGAAACCUAUGAUACAGCUAUGGCAAUCGAUGUUGAGCGAUACCCACGAGUCAUGGUUGCGAAAGCCCCAUCGGCAAGCCAAUUCGUUGUCAAAACAAAUAUGGCGCCAGGAGAGACACAAUCGCAAUUUCCGCCACUUGAUGAAGAAUCCAAACCAAAUGAUCUGGCUGCCGUCAAGAAUGCUCGCACUUACCAAGUUCCUGAUGAAGAGGCACCAGGUGGUAAACGUGAGGUCGAGCUAGAAGACUUGGCAAGAGGCUUUAGCUAUGGAAGCACAGUGGUGCCAAUCGAGGAGGCUGACAAGAACGUGACCGACUUUGAGAGUAAACAGGGCAUGGACAUUAUUGGCUUUGUCGCCAAAGAUCAGUACGAGAGAUAUCUGGACAUGUCAAAGACUCAUGUCAUCAUUGCUCAGAGAACGAACGAGAAGGCUAUCAUGGCCUUGUCAUCAUUCAUCCGUGCUCUUUACGAGCUUGACACAUAUGCUGUGGCGCGACUAGUCCCCAAGGAUGGCAAAAGUCCUACCAUGGUCCUUUUGGCGCCAUCCGUCGAUGCUGAUGCUGAGUGUCUGUUCGAGGUCGAACUGCCCUUCGCCGAGGACUUGCGUUCUUACAGGUUUCCUGCCUUGGACAAAAUCGUCACCGUCUCUGGCAAAGAACUCAAGCAACACAGAUUCCUUCCCAAUGAUGACUUGAAGGACGCCAUGAGCGACUAUGUGGACGCCAUGGACCUUUCUACUUUUGGCGCAGAUGAAGACGGUAAUCCGGCCGAAUACGCGCCUAUCGAAGAUACUUUCUCACCAGCUCUACACCGCAUCAGCCAAGCGAUCAGAAGCCGAGCGGUCAAUCCAGAUGAGAAGCUGCCUCCAAUGCCGGAGAUUUUGAUAAAGUACUCCAACCCACCAAAAGAGUUGAUUGACAGCGCAAAGACUUCUUUGAAGGCAGUUGCAGCCGCUGCAGAUGUGAAGAAAGUACCUCCGAAAUCGAAAUCGAAGAAAGGACGUCGCGAUGUCCCCAAACCCCUUUCCGGACUCGACGUUACCGCUUUGCUGUCGGCCCAAGGCGGCACCCUCAAAAUCUCAUCCCAGAACGCCGUUCCAGAGUUCAGACAGAUACUAGACAGAGGCGACCACAAAGAAGUAGAGUCAGCCUUUCAACAACUAGGCAAGAUCAUCCGCGACUACAUUAGAAACUCCGUCGGCGAGUCUGGCUACGCUCGCGCACUCGAGGCCACCAGAGUGAUGCGUGAAGAAGCCACUGAUCUUGAGGUUCCGGAGUUGUACAAUGAGUGGAUGAAGAAACUCAAGACUGAAAUCUUGAAGGAGGAGCUUAAUGGCGACAGAAGAGACAUGUGGUUCAUGAUUAGAGCUAACCGUAUGGGAUUGAUACAAAGCAAGGAGAGUGGAGCCAGUGGAGUUGGAGAGGAUGAGGCAAAGGAGUUCUUGUCUGUGAGACUUGGUGUGUAG